This is a messenger RNA of Hypomesus transpacificus, 4005 nucleotides long. It is a transcript of the gene tlr8b, whose product is annotated as toll-like receptor 8b. NCBI's taxonomy places the organism in Eukaryota, Metazoa, Chordata, Actinopteri, Osmeriformes, Osmeridae. Gene Ontology annotation, biological process: canonical NF-kappaB signal transduction; positive regulation of interleukin-6 production; toll-like receptor signaling pathway. The coding region runs from base 98 to 3205 and encodes 1035 amino acids. The transcript is spliced from 2 exons. Gene Ontology annotation, molecular function: pattern recognition receptor activity; protein binding. The record is from RefSeq and is a predicted model, not a curated record. Gene Ontology annotation, cellular component: plasma membrane.
ACAUCAGUAAAACUUGUGAUAGGGAAGUGUUCUUGCAGUUCCUCAAUGUGCUCUGAAAAUCAAUCACUUUUAUUCUUACUUCUUACCAGACAAGACUAUGGAGAGACAGCAAAAGGUUCCUCCUAGGUCUGCCUUCCAGAAGCCUCUGCUUCUGCUGGUGCUACUGAGUAACUCAUGCGGUUGCUCUGGCCUAAGCUGGUCUCUGAGAAAAUUACCCUGUAAGAUCUCAAUCAACCAAUCACAAGUCUUCGACUGCUCAAACAGAAAGAUAUCCAACAUACCUAAAGGAAUUGGCUGGAACGCCACGGACCUCACGCUCUCCGGAAACCUCAUCGAGAAGAUCUCCGCCGCCUCCUUUUGGAACCUUCGGAAUCUAGAAUUUCUAGAUCUAGGAUUCAACAGACCCAAAUCUCCCAAGCAACCACUGAAGAUAAAGAAAGACACAUUCUCAGGGAUGAGGAAGCUGAGAGAACUGCAUCUUAAUGGCAACAGCCUUGCCACCGUGCCAGGAGGCCUCCCCUCUGGACUGCAGUUCCUAAACCUAAACUCCAACCUCAUCACCAGGGUGAAACCAGGAGAUUUCAAAGAUACCCCAAACAUUACGGUCCUCCAUUUGGCUUCCAACUGCUACUUGGGGAGUUGUGGUACAAAGUCCCUGAAAAUAAAAAAUAAAUCCUUGGUUCAUUUAAGGUAUCUGAUGAACCUGACGCUGUCCUUCAACCGACUGAAGGCGAUUCCCCGGUUCCUCCCGCUCUCCCUCCUCUCACUUAAACUCAAGCUAAAUACGAUUGACCGUAUUCACGCUGGCGACCUGAGGAACCUGGUGAACCUGAAAUUACUGGAUCUGUCGGGUAACUGCCCUGUCUGCGCCAACACACCUUUCUUCUGCCAGCCGUGUAAAACACCCAACGGAGAACUGCAGAUCCACCCCAAUGCCUUUGCUCCUCUUACUCACCUGGAAGAGCUGAGGCUGUCGGGGAACUCUCUCCGAAGCGUACAGCCUUCCUGGUUUCAGAACCUAACCCAUCUACAGUACCUCUACCUCGCGUUCAACUUUCUGAUUGGUGACAUAGCCACGGGGUACUUCCUCGCCAUGUUACCACGAGUGGAGGUGAUGGACCUGUCGUACAACACGGACGAAUCGUAUUCCCACAAUUUACACCUAUCAAAGAACUUUUCCAAACUGACCUCUCUGAAGACGUUACAUUUGGAGAGCUACGUUUUUUUCCAUCUCUGUGAAAACGAUUUGGAGCCCCUCUACAGUUUAACCAAUUUGUCGGUGUUGAAUUUAGCCACUAACUUCCUCCAAAGGGCGAACCUCACUCUCUUCAACAAGUUCCACAAUUUAACCGUUGUAGACUUGUCGGAAAAUCGACUGUCCUUCCAGUCUCAGAGUGCCGAUACUUUGUCUGCGUGUGAGUCUGGCUGUAAAUCGAACUCUUGCACAGUAAGACGGCGGUUUCACCCUUACAUUCACAAAGACCAACUCUACCGCCGGCUCCCUCCCACCAUUAAACCAGAGUGCUCUGCAUAUGGGCCCGUGCUGGACUUAAGCAGAAACAACAUCAUAAGCAUCGACCCAGAAGUAUUACAGGGACUAGAAAACACAGCCUGUCUCAACCUCUCCUUUAACUUUAUCGGGGACAUGUUCAAUGGUAGUCAGUUCCUCCAUUUCCCAAGACUGAAGUACUUGGACAUCUCCUAUAACAAGCUGUACAUGCGCUACAGGGAUGCCUUUAGCGAACUUCCAGAGCUGGAAGUGCUGGAUCUGACUGGUAAUGCCCACUACUUUCUGAUGAGUGGUCUUAACCACAGCCUGAAUUUCCUGGACCUCCUGCCCUCUUUGAAAACCCUGAACCUGAGCUUGAACGAGAUCAGCACCCUCACAGACAAGCAAAUAUCCAGUAACUCUCUUCAGGAGCUCAACUUCAGAGCCAACCGAUUACACAUCAUGUGGAAAAGGAAGGACUAUUACAAUCUGUUUCAAAACUUAACCAACCUGACCACCUUGGAUUUGUCCCUCAACAAGCUUUCCCAUAUCCCUAAAAAGGUGUAUUACAACCUACCCAAGACUCUUAGACGGCUUAGUCUGAGUGGGAACGGUCUGAAGGCCUUCAAGUGGAACAUGGUCCAACAACAACCGUACUUAGAAGAACUGGACUUGAGUUUGAACUAUCUUGAGUUUGUUGCGGAGAACUUGUCCAACUCGUCUUUGAGGCGGCUGGAUUUGAGCCACAACCAGAUUUCACAGCUGGCCCCUGGUUUCCUUAAACAAGCCAGGAGCCUCUGGGAUCUUGAUCUGAGCAGCAACCUGCUUCAGCUCAUCAACCAGACUACAUUCGAGUGGGAUAGUGAGAACUACCUCGGCCGGCUAUCCCUGUACAACAACCCGUGGCGCUGCACCUGCGACCUGCUAUACUUCCACCUGUGGAUGAAGGACAACGACGUGGAGCUCCCUCUACUGGCCACCGGCGUGAUCUGCCACUUGCCCCAAGAGAUGAGGGGCAAGUCUGUGUUGACGUACGACAUACAGGCCUGUGUUAGCGAUGACAAAGCAAUGGCCAUCUUUAUCGUCACGUCUUUCCACAUCGUUCUGCUUCUGUUUGCGUCCGUCACGGCGCGUCUGUUCUACUGGGACCUCGCUUACGUACUGGAGUACGUUUUGGCCAAGCUCAAGCAUCGGCGCCCGCCAUCGACGGGCUACGCCUACGACGCCUUCGUCAUGUACGACACCAAAGACCCGCUGGCGUCCGACUGGGUCCUCAACCGCCUGAGGGUGGAGCUGGAGGAGCGAGGCGAGAGAGUCCGCCCCCUCUGCCUGGAGGAACGAGACUGGCAGCCGGGCGCGCCCGUCCUGGAGAACUUGUCGGCCAGCGUGCAGAAGAGCAGGAAGACCGUGUUGGUGAUCACGGAGGGCUUCCUCGCACACGGCGUCGUCCGGAUGGCCGCCCUCCUGGUGCAGCAGCGCCUGGUGGAGGAGGGAGUGGACGCCCUGGUGCUGGUGCUGCUGCAGCCCGGCGUCCUGCGGCGCUCCCGGAUCCUCCACCUCCGCAGGCGUUUGUGCCAGCGCAGCGUCCUGGAGUGGCCCAGGCCGGCGCACCCAGCAGCCCAGCGCUGGUUCUGGCACCGGCUGCGGAGGGUCAUUCACCAGGACCGCAGGGCCAAUCACGCUCAGCUGCACGGGACGUACUUCACAGGGCGGUGAUGUCACAAAGGCGAGAGGGCUGGAGAUGCGUCAGACUGUGAUUGCACCCACUAUGGGGGUUUCCCCACCACUGUCGUUCGAACAAUAUAACUAACAGGCCUUAAUAGUAAGUAAAUAAAUAAAUAAAAACAUUUGAUUGGUUUGGUAUUUAUACUGUGUGUGGGUCUACCGUUACAGACAUUCCUUCAUUUGCAAGCAUUAUUACAUUAAAAUUCAUAGAAUUAUUUCAAUGAUUUAUAUUACAAUAAAAACAUAGCAAAACAAUUGCACAGAAUGGUAAACUGAAAUGAUUGCACCCUUGAUGUUACUGUGCGAUUAUGUCCUGCGGUUUCAGAACCUCUACUUCCCAUGUUGUUCUGGGUGAUUAUUGAGACUUAAAACAUUUUCAUAUCAUCUUUAAGAUAAAAAAAUAUAUCUAAAUCAAAGUAUCAGUGUGAAACUGAAAGAGGAAGUAAACCAAAUUAUACCGACAACGCUUCCAGUAAAACCAUGACUUACCGACAUCUCAGCCAUGCAACAGACGUGUGAUACAUAUACAUGUAAACUUACCACAUCACACAAAUGCACUUACACACAGGUUCAGAUUCAUGCGAGUCACGUUGAAAGGACGGAACAUGCAUUCUCUCUGCAGGAUAAAAACGUGGCUUUAAACAGUGACAUCAAAAUCAGUGAUAUAUUGUGACCAUAUGGAUCCCAUAUCGAGUUGGGUAUAUGUGACGAAUAUAGGCUAUAAUGUUUGAUAUGAGAUUAGAUAAAUAAAAAAUAAGACUGUCUGGCGCCACCUGUUGGUCUGACUGAAA